AUUUGCCAAGGCCGGAAACGGAGCGAUGGCAUCGGACGAGGAGCGCGACGUCACGUCGCCCGAGAUGACGCCGGCGCAGCGCAAGCUGUUUGAGAUCCGCAUGAAGAUCAACGCUGGUCGCAAGCAGACCAAGUCGCAGGUCGAAGAGGAACACAAGCGGUCGCAGCUACCGCCAGGUAAGGCCAAGAAGAUGAUGGCGGCCGAGGACGCACCCGCGAAGCGCGAGCCUGCGGACAAGGCCAAGGCGUACCUGAACGACACGGUCGUGGACGCCGAGGGCAAGUCGAAGAAGGCGUCGAAGAAAGAGAAGCAGAAGGCGGCUUUUGGCUGGGACGUCUUCAACCAGGAUUCGCUCUACAAUGCGUACAAGAAGCGGCUGAAUACGCUGCCGCCGGCCGAUGGCGCCGCAUCAGCGCCGAAAGCUGGCAGCACCAGCGACGCCAUCGAACCCUACGAUCCGCUCAACUAUGGUCGGCAAGACAAGGUCUCGGAAGAAGGCGUCGACCGCAUGGUUGCCGAGCUCGCCGACCGCGCGGCCGCCCGCCAAAAGUUUAGCCGCCGGCGCCAGCACCGCGAAGGCGAGGACGUCGACUUUAUCAACGAGCGCAACCGCGUCUUCAACAAGAAGAUCUCGCGCGCCUUCGACAAGUACACUGUCGAAAUCAAGCAAAACCUCGAGCGCGGGACGGCCAUCUAACGCCGUCUCACCUCCGAGGUUCGACGCCGCUGUACAGCAGUACAUGCACAGCAGAGAUCACCCUUUAUUUCACAUCAAUAUUGAGCUUACAUCGUCA
This is a messenger RNA of Saprolegnia diclina VS20, 794 nucleotides long. RefSeq lists its product as hypothetical. NCBI's taxonomy places the organism in Eukaryota, Oomycota, Saprolegniomycetes, Saprolegniales, Saprolegniaceae. The transcript has a single exon. The record is from RefSeq and is a predicted model, not a curated record. Gene Ontology annotation, cellular component: post-mRNA release spliceosomal complex; Prp19 complex; catalytic step 2 spliceosome. The coding region runs from base 26 to 697 and encodes 223 amino acids.